Molecule: messenger RNA, 3326 nt
Organism: Acaromyces ingoldii
Lineage: Eukaryota; Fungi; Basidiomycota; Exobasidiomycetes; Exobasidiales; Cryptobasidiaceae
Exons: 1
Coding region: 460-3228 (922 amino acids)
Biological process (GO): small GTPase-mediated signal transduction
Cellular component (GO): cytoplasm
Molecular function (GO): guanyl-nucleotide exchange factor activity; aralkylamine N-acetyltransferase activity
Source: RefSeq, a predicted model, not a curated record
CAAAAAUAAGUCCCCCUCUCCGGCAAGCCGUGGGACCUAGCCUAAGGACAGGACACAGGGCAGGGCAGGCAAAGCUCCGCCUGCAGCUAGUAGUCUCGCAAGCGGGCAAGACAUACGUACAGUACAGCUGGGCGACGAGAUACGAGCCAAGCCACCAACGACGACUUCGCCCCCUCCUUCCCGUGAACGACGCUGUCAGAAUCAUUUCCGUCGUUAUCAGCAGGCACGGACCUGGGCCACAGUACAAGACCUUGUCGAGACCCUCUCUCUCACACUCUGGCGGAUCCGGGCGAGAUAACAAAAAGUUGGCCGCGCAAUUCCGUUUCUUCGCUCCAUUUUUCUCUUCUUCUUUCUCUGUUCGCCCUGAGUAGUUGAUCCUCCUUUCGCCUCUUCCUCGUCCGUCCUUCAUCAAUCAAAAAGCAAAAGGGAAGGCGACAAGAGAGUAGGAUCACCAAAACGAUGAAUCCGUUGCCGUUCUUUCCGCCACCGUCGCGGUCGCUCUCGCGCGCAGGCAACCAGCCGCCGCCGUCGUUGGCAAAGACGCGCACGGGCGCGGGCGGAGGCACCGGCUCGGGUAACCACAGCCCCACCUACGGGACAUCGGGCAACGGCAGCGGCAACGGCAGCGGCAACGGCAACGGCAACGGCAACGGCGGCAGUGGAGCAAGCGGUGGCAAUGGCGGCAGUGGACAGGCAGCCAGUGGCUUGACGUCGCUUUCGGCCUCGUCGUCGUCGUCCGGAGAGCGGUGGCCGUCGUCGUCGUCAAGUGGAAAUUUGUCAGAGAAGAGCACGGGCGCAGGAGGAGGAGCAGGCGAGGCGAAGAGCAGCCGCCGCGGUGGAGCACCGGCCAUGACGUCGUUGGAUGGAGAUGCAAAGGGCGGCCAGCCAUACCUGAGCAGCAGCAGCAGCAGCCGAAGCAGCAGCAUCAGCCGCCUAGCCGUCGGGGGUGGCGACGGCGCUGGCUCCAGCGACGGCACCGUGUCGCUCCCACUCAACAAGCCCUCGUCCGACGAACGGAGCUCGACGCCGUCGACGCUCACGAGCCCCGUCCUGUCGGCCAGCGGCGGCGGCAACGACUCGGACAGCUCGACGGCAAAGAGGGGCAAGAAGUCGGCGCCGAUGUCGUCUCCCAGCCUCGGUGGCUCGUCGACGACGCGGAGGCCGAGCUCGAGCAGCAACACGGGGUCCUCGUCGGGCGGCCGCCUGGGCACGAGGCUGCCCCAGGGCAUGUACUUUGACCUCGUCCGGCCCGAGGAAGUGUCGGCGGCCUACAAGCUCGAGCGCCAGGGCUUUGCCCAGGAGGAUGCUGCGAGCCUGGACAAGCUGCGAUACCGGCAAAAGAAUGCGCCGCACCUGUUCAUGGGCGCAUUCAUCCCCAUUGCCCCUCCCAAGGUGUCGGGUCCCCUGACCAUGGCGGGGCCCUCGCCGAGGAAGCUCAUCGGCUACUGCUGCGCCACGGCCUCGUCGGCGCUCACGGCGCGGGCGAUGAGCCACCACAGCGACGACGAGCACGCCUGGCUCGUCUGUCUUCACAGCGUCUGCGUCGCACCCGAGCACCAGCGCCGCGGUGUGGCCCUGCGCAUGGUCGAGGAAUACAUGCGCCGCCUCCGCCGCGCAGAGGAGGGCAAGGGCGACCGCAAGCAGGGCUAUGUCGCCCGCGGCUACGAACGCGUCGCCCUGCUCGCCCACGACGAGCUGAUUCCCCUCUACGAAAAGGCCGGCUUCACCCUCCUCGGCGUCAGCCACGUCAACCAUGGCACCGGCGAGUGGUUUGAGCUUCGGCGGCCCAUCUUUCCCGACGACGAGGACAAUGCGGCCAAGAAGAAGAAGGAAGAGGAGAUGGCCGAGGAAGAGGAGCAGGAGCAGGAGCGCGAGAGUGCAUCUACGACGACGACAGCGACGCCGGCCUUGGCGCCUGCGAUUGUCAGUCCGAUCGACACUGCUUCCAUGUUGCCCUCGUCUGGACAGCAGGUCGCAUCGCCCCUCUCGGACAAAGGCAGCGAUAUCGCCAGUCAGCACCAGGACAAGGCCGGCGACAACAAGCCUGCUGGCGAGGCCGCAAUGAGCGCGACGGACAAGCUCGGUCUGCCCGAAGGCAUCACCACCUCACAGAUCCUCGCCGCGCUGCGCAGCCAGAGCACAUCAGGCCAGCAGCGCAGCACCUCGUCCAACUCUGACGGUCCAAAGAACCCAGGCACGGCCUACUCGACGAUCAUGGGCCAGACGCUGGCUGCCAAGACGUCGGUCGAGGACGCCUUUUUCGCCCUCGAGGCCCGGCUCGUGGACCGCGAGACAAACACGAACCUGGCCGAGCUCUACUGCCCGCGCGAGGAGUGCGCCUGCCUGCUUCUCCGGCCAAAGACGGCCGAGUGGGAGCUGGCCGAGAUGGGCCCACUGGCGAACCCGAGCUUGCGGAUGGGUGGGGCCAACAGCAAUGCGCCUGCGCCUCCCUCUGCGCCCGUGCCGCCCCCGCCGUCGUCGCUGGACCGCAUCAGGAGCGCACUGGGCUCGUCGAGACCGCCCAACGGCUCGACGCCUGCGCGGCCCUUCUGGACCGUGGUCACGCCCAUGUCCUUUGACAACGUCGGCUUCUCCAAGGACGACGUCUGGAGGCCCCCGCCGCCGCCUGUGUCUCGAUCGGCAACGUCGAACGGCAGCGGAGGGGUCACUUCGCCGCGCCUGGGAGCGGUGACAUCGGGCGAGGAGUCGUCGGACGGCGGCGCGUCGGUGCCCGAGAGGAAGAAGCCGCAGAAGCGCGGGAGCCUGUUCAGGGGCCCCUCUGAGCGGAGGCGCGAGAAGCAGGAACGGGCAGAGCAGCAGGCAUUGGAGCAACAGCAACAGCAGCAGCUACAACUACAGCAGCAACAGCAACAACAGCAACAGCAGCAGCAGCAGCAGCAGCAACAACAACAGCAGCAGCAACAACAACAACAACAACAAGACCGGGACCAACAGGCACUGGAGACAGAUGAAGCGCCGCUCGAGGUCAAGGUCAAGUACCUGACGUGCGCAGAGUGCGACUGUGGUCCACUUGGCUACACGGUACUGCCCGCGUCGAUGCAGCAGGGCGGCCUGGCCCAGUCGGUGGGACAGCAGAUUGGCGCACAGCAACAGGGCGGCCAGAGCCCCGGCCAAGGCCAAGGCCAGGGCCAGGGAGGAGCCGAUGAGAUUCCACUGUACCUGAUUGCGGCAGACCGUGUGCGCUAUCGGUUCCCAAAGACUGGCUAGGGUUAUUGUUCUGUCAUGACUACUAUCUCGCACUCUUUGUCUCUCUGACCAAUUCUGUCGCUGUGCAAUGAUGAUGGGGAUGCCCGCCCUGCCCGCCC